This is a messenger RNA of Porites lobata, 1718 nucleotides long. The record is from the annotation of a GenBank genome assembly. NCBI's taxonomy places the organism in Eukaryota, Metazoa, Cnidaria, Anthozoa, Scleractinia, Poritidae.
UUGUUUUUGUUUUUGUUACUUUCAGGGCAAUCACGUCGUUUAAGAGUCCAGAAAGGCGAGAAAGGAGAUCCCGGCGAGCCGGGUACCACGACAGUAGUGACCGGAGACCCGGGACUACCUGGAUCUCCAGGACCCAUCGGACCCCCGGGAUUAAAGGGGGAACUUGGAGAAUCAAUACAAGGACCACGAGGACCCCCUGGACUUCCGGGUCCAGCGGGAGAACCUGGCCGCCCAGCUAUCGGAGCCUCGGUUAGUUUUAAAAAGACGAUCUUAGUUUUAAAUUACUGAAAGGCCUACACGUAAAUUUACUUGGUCAUCCAGCAAAACGAUCGGGGACGGCUAUUCUCGGAGUUAAAUCUAUAGAGUUAUUUGGCGGAGUUUGAGUUAAUCCUCCAAAACCCUGAAUUCAAGAUGUUGGAAAGCUAAAAUGCUUUCCGGCCCAGGUGAAAAAUGAGCCUCUCCCUUUACAAAUCUAGCCCAUUUACUUCCCAGCCGCUGCUACGCAGGCUAUUACAAAUCUUGCUGUAAAUCGACCAAAUGAUUUUUUCUGGCGCAGCGUGUUAACAAAAUUUUAAAAAAGUUUAGGCUAAUAUGGCGGAAGUAGUGCAUGUUCAAAACUCUGCUUGUUCGCUCUGAAGCCUUUUGAAAAGAUUAUUAUAAUUGUUCUGGAUUGCACUUUUUCUUUCUGAAAUAGCGACAUUUAACAUCAUUUCAAUUUGCUAUUCACAGAGAGCCUACAAAAAGUAUCUUUUUGGUAGACAUGACGCGUGGUAACAAAAAGGUCUUUUUGUAUUUUCAGCCUGAAGAUUUAACCGCUCUUAAAGAUCAGAUGAAAAUGCUGUCUGCCAUAGUCAUGGAGUUGGAAGAAAAAAGUAAGCAAAACAAAGCAUGAGUUUCCAUUUCUAUUUAAAGAUAGUUAAAGCAGAAUAACUUUGUUUAUUCAGGCAAAUAUCAGUUAGAAUUCAAAGGCAACAUUUUUUGGAAGGGCCGUCUGGUUAGCUAUGCUAGUUGGAUACCGCUGAGUAGUAUUUUGAGGAUGCUUGAACCAAAUCAUCCAAAAUGGCGGCAAACCCAUGAAUGCUAUCUAGAACUAAUGAAAAUGGCGACCUCCCAGUAGGGUGGUUAGACAAACUGGUACAAACCGGUUUUUGGGGGGUGGUGGGAUGCAGGGCAUGUUGUUUCAUGCGAGGGAGCAUGAAGCGCGGGUGGACGCGUGUUUUUGUUAUUUUAUAAAAAGAAGAUGUUAUCGAACGAGUCUUACGUCUAAAUUGCGCAGCAAAUUGAAUGUUGCUUGGCGUAUUCUAAUGAGUUUUGCCUACUUUCUCUGGGAUACGACUGCGAUGCGUUAAGGCCGCGGUACACACUAGGCGACAACUUGUAGCAAAUGAUGUUGUGGCGAUACGUCGCAGCGACAAAUCGCUCCGUGUGUACUGGAGAACUUUUGUGAAAAUCUUUGUCUCACAAAUCACUCAGUUUCGGAUUGCUACACCACUAUUAGCAGCUAGAGGUAGUCGGUUAGCAGUUUCCUUCUUGCUGAUUGAUUCUGACUUGAUCUUGUUUGCUUAGUUUCCAGGUGUGAGUGCACUGCUGGGAGUCAGCGAGGUGUGGCUAAAAAGAGCGACGCUACAAUGUACCCUUCAACUCUACCGAACAUUGAAUCACAGACCACAAAAGCCACCACUUCAGAGCCAUUGUUCGCUCCACCCGCCAGACGUUGA